AUGACGGCCAUCGUAUCGCCCGAUAGUGUACGUCUUUUCUACGAGCGGCUGUUUGUUUGGAGCAUCGUUCGGCCGAACGGUGAAGACCGCUCGGAUCCCCGGCGCUCCCAAUGGCAGCGAUGCCUCGAUUCACUUUCGCUGCUAUGCGACACACAGAUUGGAGGCAAGACAGUUUCUGCCAUUGUGGUGCAGGAUCGCUCCGACAAUAGCACUGAUCAGUUAUGCUACUGGAUCGCUUGCAACGGACAUACGCGUAUCGCGGACGACUUCCUCCGCUGGCUCCUGAAAGAAUUGCACACUUUACAUUCCGCGGGAGAUCCAGAUCAAUUACGGGAGCAUAUCCUUCGCCAGGUGGUGCAAAGGUGUAAAGUACGGAUCAAAAAUUACAGCAGGACGCUCGGCAGCAUCAUCAAAGACUUAUCUAUGCAGGUGUUGAGUGAAGAAGAGAGCUCACUCUUGGUUCGACUCGGUAUCCUGCUUCCAAGAACUGAAGAUCUCGUCGAGAUAUGCAACGCUGCUUUCGGUUUCAGAUAUGAUGAUAUGAAUCAAGAGGUCAAGAGUAUCAUUGCCGCAAAGCCUGACGCAAAAUUGUGGCGAAAGAUCCGACAUUAUCUUGGCCGUCUAGGUGCUUGGCCUCGAGCCAUUAAUUUCAUGAUCCAAUACUGGCCAACGGAUGCAAGACUGAAUAAGCCAUUCACUGUUCAAGCUAUUCCGGCUCCCACAGCGUUGACUUGGGUAUAUUCCAAAAGUUUAGACCCCACUACAGUAUUGCAAAAGAUUUGGUCAAUCGACAACUUGGAGCGAGAACCUGCACAUGUGCGAGAAAGAUAUUAUCAGCUAGAGCAGAACAUCCUCCAAUCGAUCGGUGAAUCCAACACACCAACCAGAGUCCAUGCGGAAUCGGCGCUAGUGGACUACAUAGCACAACUUGAAACCUUUCGAUUCCUGGGAGACGAACGUUAUGUUGGAGUCAGCAAGCCAUCUUGCUAUUGCUGCAACAUGUACUUGGCACUGCAUCCGCUGCGACUGGUGCCGCGAAAAUCUCACAACAAUAUCUACAUCAAGUGGUCUCCACUAGUUCUUGAGACUCUGGAAGAUGGCGGAGUAGCCGUCACAGCAGCGUUCAAUUGGCUCAGCGAAUCCUUGUUGGCGAAUAUUCUACAGGCAGUAUCGAGCCCCGAUGACUUAGAAGAAUCAAUGUCAUGCCUGGACUCAACGACGGAGUUAACUAGCAGCCACUGGCUAGCCUCAAUUCUGGAAUAUCAAUCCUGA
Dissoconium aciculare CBS 342.82 is the source of this 1272-nucleotide messenger RNA. RefSeq lists its product as uncharacterized. The transcript is spliced from 2 exons. The record is from RefSeq and is a predicted model, not a curated record. Lineage: Eukaryota; Fungi; Ascomycota; Dothideomycetes; Mycosphaerellales; Dissoconiaceae. Bases 1 to 1272 code for a protein of 423 amino acids.